Messenger RNA from Colletotrichum scovillei, 1476 nucleotides. RefSeq lists its product as uncharacterized. The transcript has 5 exons. The record is from RefSeq and is a predicted model, not a curated record. The coding region runs from base 1 to 1476 and encodes 491 amino acids. NCBI's taxonomy places the organism in Eukaryota, Fungi, Ascomycota, Sordariomycetes, Glomerellales, Glomerellaceae.
AUGAACGCCUCUUCAAUAGAUCUCACUUCGAUGGACUUCGCUGCGAUGGACGACGCUUCCAUCGCGCGUUUUCUCCAAAGCCACGUGCAUAGGCCGAUACCUGGUAGCGAAUCAGGACCCAACCCCGUGGCCGUCGCCAUGAAGCCUGUGUUCCUCCGAUUGAUGGAGAAACGCUUCACUCCAAAAGGCUCCGAAGGCAGUCCCGACCCCGACAGUCUGACUGUCCUACGAAAGAUGCAACGAUUGCAGGAUGCUUUCUUGAGCCGAGAAGGCCCCAGCAAGCCCUCCAUGCUUGAUCUUGAACAACUCCGUCGACGUCUUACAUCGUACCCACAGCGACUCCCCGACAGCGACUACCUCAAGGACCUCGACCAGAAGAUCCCACUGGUGCAACAAAUCAAUCAGCUGUGUAGACAGCUCCAUACGGAUGCUUUGAUGAAGGAGCUUCACCUGGACAAGGCUUCGUUCUGGUCCACGUUGAUGACCAUGGACUUGGAGAGGUUGGAAGAAGUUCGACGCGACCUGGAUGAUAUAUCCAGCGUCAAGGCAAAGAGGCUUCUACUCACCGAUUUCCCGGCAUGGGCCAUGGCAACGGCGAUGCUUCUCCGUUCACGUAUGUCAUACAAGGAUAUGCGAAAGAGCCUACCAGGCAGUGGUAUCCAGCUCGGCCGUUGGGUGACAUGUCCGAAUUCGAAUUUAAUCACCGCGCUUCUGAAGAAACUCACAUCAGAAUCCUGCGACGAAAACAUCAUCAACACUCGUCGUAACAUGAUCUGCAUGGACCGAACGAUGGACGAUCAUUGGUACACUGGAGAGUUCAUUCUCAAACCGAUGGGUCGACCAGUCCAGAUGUUUGUCCCAUUUCCAGCAGAAGACCCGGCAGAAGAACCUCAGGUGAAGAGUGCGUGGGUCUUGACGUUGAUCUUCCACUGGCUUCAAAAGACCGAGUUUCCGGGGAUGCAGCAGGCCAUGUCUUUCGACACUGAUCCCCGCCAGCACUUCGAGGACUUCGAUUUCAUGAACUUUGGGGUCUUCAACAACACAACUGCUCAACCCGUGAUCGGCGGAGAGAUCAUCCGAAUCUGCGCCUACAAUGAGGAGGACUUGCCCGACUGUGACCUCUUGGAUCUGCGGGCAAACCUGUAUAUGGCAUUCUCGCUAGCUGCGGCUGUAGACCCGAGAGCCUUCAAGUUUGACGAUGAGAAGGGGGGUGAUGAAGGCGACAACGAAGACGAUGACUUCGACGAGAUGAUCGCUUCUAGAUCGCACAAACGGAUGCUGCUGAAGAAGAGGGCCAAAUCACCGUCGAGCCCACGGUUUCAUAACACACCUUCGACGGCUGCCGACGAAUCGUCCCAUGCGCAGCAAGAUUCGGAACAAGUUACAGAUGAAGCUUUGAGCCCCAAUGAAGAUGGAAACAAGGAUACGGUCAAGAACGGCAAGACGGUCAAUGAAAUUCAAUCCUCUACUGCCUAG